CAUGACCUUGGGCGUUAGUCUAAAUGGCGUAUUUUCAAAAAAAUUGUUUGAAUACUGGAACCUGUCCUUCAGAUUAAUCAAUGUAGGAGAAUAAACCAAGACAGCCGACUAUCAACGAAGUUACUGUACUAGCCAGUAUGUUGGUGCUCUGCAGAAGGUAUUCAGUUUUAUAUCAUAUACCUGAUGAAGUGGAAUUAACAAAGAAGAUUCUUCAGUUCUAAGCUAACUACUGGUCUAUUCAUGACCUCAGUCUUUUUGCCAUCAAUACAUUCAUCACAACCACCUUUAGGACAGUCAUCGUCACUGCAACCAAAUGAUGAAAUUAAAGCAGUUUUAUCAUUGUUAUCACAGGAACCGGUAGGCAAUAUCAAAAGUAGUCGACAUGUUGUCAACUGCAAUCGUUUGUGCUACAAGUCUUCAUCUAACCUAAAUCUUUCAAAUGACACAACACAUUCAAAUUUUUCUAGACACCAUCAUGUGUCUCGCAAACCAGAAGCUACUCCGAAGAAUAUUCCGAAGGCAUUACUUUUAUCUCCGCCAUUACCAAUACGUCGAAGACCUGCCAAUACAUUGAUAACAUCAAAAGGUCAUUUACGGAGUACAUCACAUGUAUCAACUAGUCGAUCCUUAUCUUCUAGUCACUAUGAUAGAAAUCAAUUGAUAAAUGGCAGUCAAUACAAUCGGACAAAGUCAUUCAGUCCUAAUGUAGAUGAAUCGAUUAAACCACAAUUGCCAACCAGAUCUAAAAAGUCUUCACAAUGCACAUCAUUAGUUAAACGAAAUGAAUUCAAUUCAGAAGAUGUAUUAUGCAUUGAAAAUAAUAGAAAUAUCAAUAUUAACAGUAAUAAUAAUAAUGGUAACCAUAGCAACAGCAAUGACCAUCGUAUAAAUAAUCACUUAGAUAAAGAACAAUAUUCUCGUUUAACUGUUAGUUCUCGAUGGAAUUAUCUUUUUAUAAAAUUAUUCAGUUGGUUUCAACGUAUACAAAAGUCACACAGUUCACAAGUAUCUUCACCUGAUUGUACAUCUACGCUAGUAAAUAAUAAUAAUAAUAACAAUAAUAAUAAUAAUCAAUGUCAUUCAAGUAUUCACCAACAUCGAAUACGAAAAAGUGGACACAUCAGAUCACAAAGUCAACCAACACAAAAGUUGAAUAAAUUAAAAUCGAAUUUACACUCUGAAGGUUAUUUCAAUAAUCAGAAAAGAAUACCGUUGAAUGGAAUGACUAGUUUAAGUCGAAAUGCUUCUUUAUCUGACUUUGAGCAAAUAAAUAAUUUUCAAUGCAUGGAGCUACACAACGUUUUUACGCCGUCACAUCCGCAUUUAUCAACUUCAUUACUGUCUGACGAGAAAUCAGCAGAUAGUUUAACCAGCUUCUGUCAAAUUGAUCAAUGUCCUAUUGUCUUUAAUAAUACAUUAACCACCAAUUCGAAUAAUAAUGGUAAUAAUAAUAUGUGUAGUAAUAAUGAUUGUGUGAGGAAUAAUACAUCGUUCACCUGCAACAAAAAAUAUCCUUGUUCAUGUACACUGUUGUCUUCCAAAGAUUUAAUAACCCCUAAUGCUGAUGAAGUACACAAUACCUGUUCCAUAGACAAUGACUUGAAUUGCUUUUGUAGUCAUAGUUGUCCAAUUACUUCUCGAAUGAAUGAUAUUCGUCUUGACAGUCAAAUUCCAUCUUCAUCAUGUAUGUCUGAGUGUUUUUGUACAAAUUGUCUUAGUUAUUGUGAUCACUGUUGUACAGUGUCGUCUCCGUUGAAUAAUAAUAAAUGUGAAGAUGAACACGUUGUCCAGUGUUAUCCUUAUCCUCAUCCUCUUCUUCAUCAUAACCAUCAUCAUCAUUAUCACCAUGUUACGUCACAUCAACAGCAUUAUCAUCAUUAUUACUCCUGUCAUCAUCACCAUUAUCAUCAUCAUCAUAAUCACCGACAUUUAUACCAUAGAACUGGUCAAAACAACGACAAUAUACCUCAACACUGUAACAAUUCAUCACAUACUGAAACUAUCCAGCAUCAUCAUCAUCAUCCCCAUCAUUGUACAAAUUGUCGUACCCAGAAGAAGAAGAAAGCAGUUAGAAAUUUUCAUUUAAACUUAGAAAGUCAAUACGCUACUAUUGGUCGACUUGAUCAAGUUAGACCGAAUCAUCAAUCCUGUAGCAAAAAUGCCUCACCAUCAUCAUCUGAACAAACUGAUUGUUGUUCAUCACCUGUCAUCACUUUACACUGCUUGAUGAAUACACUAACAACAACGACGACGACAGCGACAGGGACAACAACAAUCAAACGGUUGGAUAGAUGCAAUGAUACUAGAAGUUUAGCUGUGAAAAGUUCAACAGAUUGUAAUAAUUAUUCAGCUAACAAAUGUGUUCCAAGCAACUUAUUAUUAUUGACUGAUGAAAACCAGCGUGAAGAGUUAAUGGAUAAUUCCAGUGAGAGUGAUCCAGCAAAGUCAUUGAAGGUUAUACCGGCGAAACCGUCUGCUAGUGUUGUUGAUAAUGAUGAUGGUGAUGAUAAGAAGUCUUCUGGCAGUCAACAACAGAUAAAAUCGAAGAAUGAUCCUGAACUGAUUAACCGAAAAUUUGUCAAUGAUUUAAUGCAUUUAAAGCGUACUGGUUGGUACUGGGGUCCACUAUCAGUGGAGGAAGCUGAGUUACUUUUAAAAAACUGCUCGAAUGGUACUUUUCUUGUACGUGACAGUAGUCAUGAUUCAUAUAUGCUAAGUGUCAGUUUCCGUGCCGGUGGUCAAACUUAUCAUACGAGAAUAGAACAUCUAGCUGGUAAAUUCAGUUUGGCAAUGUCAAAUGAUCUGAACAAUAAUAAUAAUAAUGCCUCAUCCAGUGUAGCUGAGUGUAUUGAACGUGUAAUGGCUGAAUCUAUUCAAGAUCGUAUGCAUUUUCUACCUAUGCCUAAUGAUUCAUCACCAUCUAGCAGUGUUAAUAUUGGUAUACAAUUACAGAAUCACUCUAACAAUCAACAGCAACAACAACAACCUCAACAGUUAAUUAAUGCAUCACAUCUUUUAGAAUCCACACGUCGUUCUACCUCUACACAUAUAAAAGCUUCUUUAUUACAUCCAUUAUCACGUUUUCUUAUUGUCCCAUCAUUGCUUCAUUUAUGUCGUUUUGAACUGUUACUGCAUGUACGACAUGAUCAUAUUGAUCUGCUACCAUUACCUCCGAAUAUAUUACGUUAUUUAAAAGAAAGUAAAUAUUAUGCAGAAAUUAUUCCAGCCUAUCUAGAUCUUUUAAGUAAUGAAAAUACAGUUAACACUUGUAACAAAAUAUUAUAAUGCGUUAACAAGAAUUUUACACUAUAUUAGCAAUACUAAUGAGGUAAUGUUGUUGUUAUGCCAACAGUAGUAUAAUAAACAUUCCACAAUUGUUGAGAUAUACACCCAAUUGAUGCAAAUAUCCUUACAAAGCAUAUGUAAUAAUAUUGUGUUAUGACACAUAAUAUGUGUAUGGGUGUGAAUGCGUGGGUGGGUGUGUAUGUGUGUGUGUUUGCGUGGCAUAGAGCGCACAAUUCAAAUACCACACUUCAAAUCAUUUUCUUUCUUCUUCUUCGUUUUUUUAGAUAAAUAUUUUUUAUUUUGAUAAAAGCAAAAGGAAAUCUACUAGAAACCGUGAUCGUUUCGUUUUUUUCUCCUUUUUCUGCUUCUCUUGAUGUCUAAUAUGGCUUUCAUAAUUUCACUUUUGGCGCUUGUCUUUUUGUCUUAAAAUUUGUACCAGAAAUGAGUAAUCUAGUCGACUUCUUAGUUUUACAACUUCACAUAGAAUAGAGAUACUUAAAUUCUCUUCAGAAUAUGUUUUUUUUUGAUGAAUCCUACCUCAUACUACUACUGCAUUUAUACAUACAUAAACAAAAUAUGUGCACAAAUAUUUUAGAUAAUUAAUAAUAAUAAUAAUUAUUAUAUGAAUUUUUGAAUUUUUCCUUUUUUUAAAAAAAAUAAGAAAUUAUAAAUCUACUUGUCUUCUUUAUCACUGUGAAUUAUACCGUAAAGUGUAUGUUUAAAUUUAGCGCAUUUAUCUGUUUGUUGUCCGUGAACAUUGAACACUAGUUCGUAUUGAAUAAUUUACUCUUUUUUGUUUGACUAGUUAUUUGUUUGUUUGUACAGAAGGUUAAGCAAAAACACUUUUGGCGUAUGAUCUCUUGAUGUUGUAUUCUAUUUUUUCUUCUGUUCUGUUUGUUUGUAUAAAUGUGUAAUGGUAACUGUUGUUGUGUACUUCUUGAUUACUGGUAAUUAUCUUUGUUCUUCUUGACUGGAGGAUUAUUAUAUUCCUUUACUGUUAUUACAACAACGACUGCUACUACUACUAAUAAGUUGUAAUAAGUAGUAGUGAAACUUCGUGUUAUGAUUAUUUUAUUGUUUUAAUUUGCUUGUUGAAACCUCUCAUCAAUUUUGUUUGCUUUAUACUUAAUAUUCAAAAUAGCACUGUAUUA
Molecule: messenger RNA, 4436 nt
Organism: Trichobilharzia szidati
Lineage: Eukaryota; Metazoa; Platyhelminthes; Trematoda; Strigeidida; Schistosomatidae
Source: the annotation of a GenBank genome assembly